Molecule: messenger RNA, 1342 nt
Organism: Acanthisitta chloris (rifleman)
Lineage: Eukaryota; Metazoa; Chordata; Aves; Passeriformes; Acanthisittidae
Gene: PSMC2
Product: proteasome (prosome, macropain) 26S subunit, ATPase, 2
Exons: 11
Biological process (GO): proteasome-mediated ubiquitin-dependent protein catabolic process
Cellular component (GO): proteasome regulatory particle, base subcomplex
Molecular function (GO): proteasome-activating activity; ATP binding; ATP hydrolysis activity
Source: RefSeq, a predicted model, not a curated record
CUCUGGAUGAAGGAGAUAUUGCCUUGCUGAAGACAUAUGGCCAGAGCACCUACUCGAGGCAGAUCAAGCAAGUUGAAGAUGAUAUCCAGCAACUGCUUAAGAAAAUCAAUGAGCUCACUGGAAUCAAGGAAUCUGACACUGGCCUGGCUCCUCCUGCCCUGUGGGAUCUGGCUGCAGACAAACAGACUCUCCAGAGUGAACAACCAUUACAAGUUGCAAGGUGCACGAAGAUAAUCAAUGCAGACUCUGAGGAUCCCAAGUACAUUAUCAAUGUCAAGCAGUUUGCCAAGUUCGUGGUGGAUCUCAGUGACCAGGUGGCACCUACUGACAUAGAAGAAGGCAUGAGAGUUGGGGUGGACAGAAACAAGUAUCAAAUCCAUAUCCCCUUGCCUCCAAAGAUUGAUCCCACAGUCACCAUGAUGCAAGUAGAAGAAAAACCUGAUGUGACUUACAGUGAUGUUGGUGGUUGUAAGGAGCAGAUUGAAAAGCUGAGAGAGGUGGUCGAAACUCCUCUGCUUCAUCCUGAAAGAUUUGUGAACCUUGGAAUUGAGCCUCCCAAAGGAGUGCUUUUGUUUGGGCCACCUGGUACAGGCAAAACCCUUUGUGCCCGUGCUGUUGCUAACAGGACUGAUGCCUGCUUCAUCAGGGUGAUUGGCUCUGAGCUGGUGCAGAAAUACGUGGGAGAGGGAGCUCGAAUGGUUCGUGAACUCUUUGAAAUGGCCAGAACUAAAAAAGCUUGUCUUAUAUUCUUCGAUGAGAUUGAUGCCAUCGGAGGUGCUCGUUUUGACGACGGGGCUGGGGGUGACAAUGAAGUCCAACGCACUAUGCUGGAGCUGAUCAACCAGUUGGAUGGGUUUGACCCACGAGGCAACAUCAAAGUGCUGAUGGCCACAAACAGACCUGACACUCUGGAUCCAGCACUGAUGAGGCCUGGCAGGCUGGACAGGAAGAUAGAGUUUAGCUUGCCUGAUCUGGAGGGUCGAACUCACAUCUUCAAGAUCCACGCUCGGUCCAUGAGUGUUGAAAGAGACAUCAGGUUUGAGCUGCUGGCCCGGCUGUGUCCGAACAGCACAGGUGCCGAGAUCCGCAGUGUCUGCACGGAGGCAGGAAUGUUUGCCAUCCGAGCACGGAGAAAAAUCGCAACCGAGAAAGAUUUCUUGGAGGCAGUGAACAAAGUCAUCAAAUCCUAUGCGAAAUUCAGUGCUACCCCACGCUACAUGACCUACAACUAAUGCCUGGGAAUGUUUCCCUGUUGCUCUUAAACUUUCUGUGGAACAAAAAUGCAAGUGUAGCAGUUCCUGGUUUGUUCUUGGAAGCUAGAAAUAAAUGGAGUAUUCCAAAC